AUGUGACGGAAUUUGCAAAGACGAAUUUUAUACGAAAUAAUGUCCGGACUAGGAACAAUCCCUUCCGUAUGCAGCAGUGGAUCAUUGAUGACAAACUACGCAAGAAUUGGUCAUGCUGCACAACAAGUUUUUCCAGAUAUCUUACAGGAUAUUAUAUCGAUAAAAGAACCACAAUAUAGACUAUAUAGUGACGUGACAAGCAAUCGGUAUCUAAACCGUAAUUUGCGAGCAGAUGAAUGGUCAAUGAUCAACAAUGUACGUACAAAUGGUUACGUGAACUUUGAUAUUCCAUUGAUUUAUAAACUUGUCAGAAAUUUAAACUUAGUUCCACCUCCGAGUAAUGGAUGGGAUUUUCACACUCCUCCGGCAGCCAAUGAAAUAUUACCUGGUGAUGAUAUUGAACGAAUCAGAAGGACAAGAAAUGAAAUUCUUCAUAGAGGGAAUGCACAAUUAUCGGAUUUUGAUCUUACUGAUUAUUUUACAACUUUCAAAGCCAUCGCUGUUCGAUUGGAGGCUUAUCUUGGUAAGCCAAAAGGAGAGUUUUUACACAAAUUUCAGGAUUUGGAGAACUGUAGCAUGGAUGAGAUUACUGAAAAGACAUAUUUGGAAAGUCUAACAAUACUAAGAGAACGGGAAAUUAAUCUGUCUAAAGCUGUGGAAAUUAUGCGAAAGGAUCUUGACUCACUUUUGUAUAAAGAAAGUCAUCAAAUUGUAAUUGAAGAAUGGGAGGAACAAAAUAAAUUGUUCAUCAAAACAGAUGCCGUUGAUUUCGUUUUGGAAUCCUUGAAAGAGAUGAACUGCUGUACGGUCAUCGGUACAUCAGGAAUUGGAAAAUCUGCAACUAUUCAUCAUAUUGCACUAUUUUUACGCGACACUGAAGGCUAUCGUAUUAUUCCUAUACACAGUCCUUCCGAUAUCGAAAAGUACUUUCAGAGAAAUCAGUCGCAAAUAUUUGUAAUCGAUGAUAUAUGUGGAAAAUAUACUGUUAUCCAAGCAGAAGUUGAAAAAUGGAUAAAAAGAAAUGAAUCAAUUCAACGCGUGUUAAAAUGUAAUAAAUUUAAUAUUAAAGUAAUAGCUUCAUGCCGCAUUCAAGUGUUCAAUGAGACUCAGUUUAAAAGAUUGAAGUUAUUUACUGAGAACUUUUGCAAUUUAUCUUCCGAUAACUUUCAUCUAUCACCUCAGGCAAAACUACAAAUUGCCCGUCAAUACUUACCUGAACCUGCGGUGGAUAAUAUCAAAAAUGAUUUAGACAAAUACGAGUUCCUGCCUUUAAUGUUUGCAUUGUACAAAUCAGUAUACAAGGAAAAUGAAAAUUUUGACGUCGUUAAGUUUUUCAAAAACCCGUUUAAUAUAUACACUGAAGAAAUAAAUGCGCUGUAUGAGCUUCUCGACAAAACGAAAUUUUGUGCAUUGUUUUUCCUUGUUAUAUAUAAUGGUUAUUUAGAUGUAUCUUUUUUUACAAAAGACGAAAGUGAACAAGAACGACAGACGAGAGAAGAUUUCAUUGAAGAUUGUGGAAUUCCAAGAAUCACUCUUCGCCAGCGUAUACUAGAACAACUCACAUCUCUUGUUCCUCUAUUUAUUAGAUCAAAUAAUGAUUUAUCGGGACACGUAUUAUCAUUCUCUGCCAUACAUGAUAAAACAUUUGACUUCCUUUGUUACUAUUUUGGCAAUAACUUUCAGCAAUCAUUUUUACGCUUUGCUGACAGUGAAAUGUUAAACGAACGUACAAUGCUUAAAUCGUUAGUUUCAACGGAUGAAAAUAUUGAAGAAUUCACUAUCUUGAUAGAUGAUUUCAACGAGGACAGGUACUUUAAAAGAAUAGUACAUCAGUGGUCUAGUGGAAAGCUUGCUAGUUUAUUUUACAGCAGGCAGAUGAAUUAUGAAACAUACAGGAAUAAACUUAUUAACUUUCUAAAUAGAUUACCCAAAGAAAAAUGUGAGGAAAUGAUGACUAUUGAAAUCGAUAAAACAGUUGUUCAGUUUGAUUUUAUUGAUGAUAGUUGCUCUGGAUCACUUCCGGUGUCACCGUUGAGUUUAUCUUUUAAAAGAAAUUUUUCCGAUUUUGUGAGAUAUAUAUUAGAUUUCAUUAAGAACACUAAAGGAGAAUCAUUUUCUUUUUUACUUAUGAAAGCCUGCUGUUUAGGGCUAACAGAUAUUGUCAGGGUACUAAUAGACAAGGGUUCGAAUAUUGAUUUCAGAGAUACAAAUGGAUGGACUCCUUCAAUGGCAGCCUGUGAACAUGGUCAUAAAAGUAUAUUAGAAUUGUUACUUAAAUCUAAAGCAAAUGUAAGACAAGCUGAUAACUAUGGAUGGACGCCAUUUAUGAGAGCAUGCGGAAAGGGUCAUGCAGAUGUAAUAAAACUAUUAAUAGAAAGUGGAAUAAAAAUUAAUCAAAAAGAUAAAUAUGGACAAACACCUUUCAUGUUGGCAAUUGAAAAUGGUCAUCAUAAUACCAUAGAGCUUCUGUUGAAUAAGAUUACAAAAUACGAGAUCGACAAUAAGGCAAAAUCACCAUUAAUAUGUGCUUGUGACAAUGGGUGGAAAAAUAUAGUUGAACUGCUUAUAAAUCGCGGUGCAGACGUAAAUACGGUUGAUAUUUAUGGGAUGACACCUUUAUUAGCUGCAGCUAAACAUUGCUACAAACAGAUUGUGAUGAUACUAUUGGCAUCCGGUUCAAUUGUUUAUGGUAUUCGUGAAAACAUAUCUAUCUUGAUUAAAUGGGCAUUCUAUGGUGGAAAUCAAGACGUCAUUACCAUUUUGAAAAAUUGUCGAGAUGAAUCUGAAGGUAGUAAAUGUGGAUGGAUUCCGUUAAUAGCUGCUACCAUAGAAAAACAAGAUACUCUUGUUAAAUUGUUAAUAAGUCAAGGGGCAAACGUCAAUAUAUCAGAUACAGAUGGUAUUACUCCGCUCUCUUGGGCGUGUAAAUUGGGUCAUUUCGAAAUAACCAAAGUACUUAUAUCAGAAAAAGCAAAUCCGAAUUCCUCAGAUUACUUGAGAAAAACACCUCUUAUAUAUGCAUGCCAGAACAAUAAUAUUGAUAUAGUUCAAUUACUGCUUAAAAUAGUAACAGAAGUUAAUUCUUUCGAUGACAAAGGAGAUGCACCUCUCCUUUCCGCUUGUAAAAAUGGCAACAGGGAUAUUAUCCAAUUAUUGAUAGAAAAAGGAGCAGACGUUAAUGUAUUUGAUAAAGAAGAAGAUACACCUCUUAUAUUGGCAUGUCACAAAGACAACAUUGAUGUUGUCCGAUUAUUGAUAGGAAAAGGAGCAAACGUUAAUGUAUCUAAUAUGUUUGGAGAAUCCCCUCUAAUAUUGGCAUGUCAUAAAGACAACACUGAUAUUGUCCGAUUAUUGAUAGAAAAAGGAGUAAACGUUAAUGUAUCAAAUAAAAAAGGAGAAACACCUCUUAUAUUGUCAUGUAACAAAGACAACACUGCUAGUAUCCGAUUAUUGAUAGAAAAAGGAGCAAACGUUAAUGUACCGGAUGCCGAUGUGGAAAACCCUAUUAUAUGGUCAUGUUACAAUAACAACAGUGAUAUUGUCCAAUUAUUGAUAGAAAAAGGAGCAGAUGUUAAUGUAUCUGAUAAGGAUGGAGAUACCCCUCUAAUAUUGUCAUGUUACAAAGAAAACACUGAUAUUGUCCGAUUUUUGAUAGAAAAAGGAGCAGACGUUAAUGUAUCUGAUAAGGAUGGAGAUACCCCUCUAAUAUUGUCAUGUAACAAAGACAACAGCGAAUUGAUCCGAUUAUUAAUAGAAAAAGGAGCAGAUGUUAAUGAAUCAAACGAAGACAGAGAAACCCCUCUUAUAUUGUCAUGUUACAAUAACAACAGUGAUAUUGUCCGAUUAUUGAUAGAAAAAGGAGCAAACGUUAAUGUAUCUGAUAAAGAAGAAGAUACACCUCUUAUAUUGGCAUGUCACAAAGACAACACUGAUAUUAUCCGAUUAUUAAUAGAAAAAGGAGCAGAUGUUAAUGAAUCCAACGAAGAUGGAGAAUCCCCUCUAAUAUUGGCAUUUCAUAAAGACAACACUGAUAUUUUCCGAUUAUUGAUAGAUAAAGGAGCAAACGUUAAUGUAUCAAAUAGAAAAGGAGAAACCCCUCUUAUAUGGUCAUGUAACAAAGACAACACUGAUAUUAUCCGAUUAUUGAUAGAAAAAGGAGCAAACGUCAAUGUAUCUGAUAAGGAUGGAGAUACCCCUCUAAUAUGGUCAUGUUACAAUAACAACACUGAUAUUGUCCGAUUAUUGAUAGAAAAAGGAGCAAACGUUAAUGUAUCUGAUAUGGAUGGAGAUACCCCUCUAAUAUUGUCAUGUAAAAGAGACAACAGCGAUAUGAUCCGAUUAUUGAUAGAAAAAGGAGCAGAUGUUAAUGAAUCCAACGAAGAUGGAGAAUCCCCUCUAAUAUUGGCAUUUCAUAAAGACAACACUGAUAUUUUCCGAUUAUUGAUAGAUAAAGGAGCAAACGUUAAUGUAUCAAAUAGAAAAGGAGAAACCCCUCUUAUAUGGUCAUGUAACAAAGACAACACUGAUAUUAUCCGAUUAUUGAUAGAAAAAGGAGCAAACGUCAAUGUAUCUAAUAAGGAUGGAGAUACCCCUCUAAUAUGGUCAUGUUACAAUAACAACACUGAUAUUGUCCGAUUAUUGAUAGAAAAAGGAGCAAACGUUAAUGUAUCUGAUAUGGAUGGAGAUACCCCUCUAAUAUUGUCAUGUAAAAGAGACAACAGCGAUAUGAUCCGAUUAUUGAUAGAAAAAGGAGCAGAUGUUAAUGAAUCCAACGAAGAUGGAGAUACCCCUCUAAUAUUGUCAUGUAAAAUAGACAACAGCGAAUUGAUCCGAUUAUUAAUAGAAAAAGGAGCAGAUGUUAAUGAAUCAAACGAAGACAGAGAAACCCCUCUUAUAUUGUCAUGUUACAAUAACAACAGUGAUAUUGUCCGAUUAUUGAUAGAAAAAGGAGCAAACGUUAAUGUAUCUGAUAAAGAAGAAGAUACACCUCUUAUAUUGGCAUGUCCCAAAGACAACACUGAUAUUAUCCGAUUAUUAAUAGAAAAAGGAGCAAACGUCAAUGUAUCUAAUAUGUUUGGAGAAUCCCCUCUUAUAUGGUCAUGUAACAAAGACAACACUGAUAUUAUCCGAUUAUUGAUAGAAAAAGGAGCAAACGUUAAUGUAUCUGAUAAAGAUGGAGAUACCCCUCUAAUAUUGUCAUGUAAAAGAGACAACAGCGAUAUGAUCCGAUUAUUGAUAGAAAAAGGAGCAGAUGUUAAUGAAUCCAACGAAGACAGAGAAACCCCUCUUAUAUUGUCAUGUUACAAAAACAACAGUGAUAUUGUCCGAUUAUUGAUAGAAAAAGGAGCAAACGUUAAUGUAUCUGAUAAAGAAGAAGAUACACCUCUUAUAUUGGCAUGUCACAAAGACAACAUUGAUGUUGUCCGAUUAUUGAUAGGAAAAGGAGCAAACGUUAAUGUAUCUAAUAUGUUUGGAGAAUCCCCUCUAAUAUUGGCAUGUAAUAAAGACAACACUGAUAUUGUCCGAUUAUUGAUAGAAAAAGGAGCAGACGUUAAUGUAUGUAAUGACGAUGGACACAACUCUCUAAUAUUUGCAUGUCACAAAGACAACACUUAUAUUAUCCGAUUAUUGAUAGAAAAUGGAGCAGACGUUAAUUUAUCUGAUAAAAGAAAAGUAACCCCUCUUAUAUGGUCAUGUAAACAUGACAAUAUUGAUAUAGUCCGAUUAUUUUUAGAAAAAGGAGCAGAGAUUAACUUGUGUGAUAUUGAUGGAAUGACUGCUUUGCUAUAUGCUUCCAAAAGUGGGUUUUUCGAAAUAGUUGAAGAAUUGACAAUGAACGGAGCUGAUGUUCUCUUAGCGGCUAAAAAUGGGAAAACGUCAUUGAUGUUUGCAAUUGAAAACAAUGAUCGUCGAAUUGAAAACUUUCUUAGUAAACACCUAUACAAAUCAAAAAUAUUCGACAACAAUCGUAAAAGAUCUAUAAACCAAACUGGUGAUGAGGUCAUCUAUGAACGAGCAACCAAGAUAAUGAGAGUGGAUGAAGCCACACAUUAAAAAGCAAGGAUGUUUUGUUUUAGUCAGAAAAUGUCAAUGCAGUCAAUUUUAAUAUUUCUGAUAUGCAAUCUUAUGAGGUUAUUUUCAGAAAGGAACAAUACAAUGAUAAACCUAUUUGAAUAUUAAGGUUCCAUAUGCUUGUUUCUUACAUUAAGUUUUUCGGACAGAGUUUUCAAUACCAAUUUAUAAAGAAAGGUGUAGUCGGUAAUUUUUCAGUUUAAAGUCAUAUGAAACUUCAAGUUAAAAAACAAAUAUGCAUAUGUUUUUUUACAACUAAAUUGCUAGUUUUAAUUAUGAAACUUAUGUACAUAUACUUUAUCUCAAGAAAUUUCUAUAAUUUGUCCAAAUUUAGAAGAAAUUUACUUUUUUAAUUGCUUGCUUCCAGCAAACAAUUUUCCGAUAUGUUUUCCGCAUGCUGCGUGACCUUUCUCGUAAAAUUCCGGUGUCCAUAAUACGCAAGUGCGAAUGGAAAGCCAAACGUAAACAUCGCUCCGUCAUCAAAAUCAUUUUUUUCUUAUUGUACAUGUUAUACACGUGCUUACCUGAAUAUCCGUGCUUGUUUGUUGAUUGUUUACAAACGGCUAACAAUCGUUUAUCUUUGGCUUCAAAAUAUGACCAUUAAAUAGCUUCCAUAUUUUCACAACAACUUGGAUCGAUUGAAAUAUUUUUUGACAAUUAUACGAAAUUUAUGCGGAAGGAAUGAUAAAAACGUGCACAGAAGACUAAGUUUAUGAUAUGUGUAUGCAUUGGUUCAAGAAUUGGAUUAAAAUCAUUUUUCACCGGUCACUCGUUUCAUAGGACUUUAACUUUUUGACUGUCAUCAAAGACUGUUUACAAACAUUUUUUAGGCAUGAAAAUGUCUUUUUUUAUAUUACUUACUUGUAUGUGAUCUCUUGGCAUGUGAUCUCUACUACCCAAUAUUCCAAAAUCUGUACUAUUUUCCCGACAUAAUGAUAUCUGAAGUCACAGUUAUUUUCAUGGCCAUAAAAAAAAGAAGAUGUGGUAUGAUUGCCAAUGAGACAACUAUCCACAAAAGACCAAAAUGACACAAACAUUAACAACUAUAGGUCACCGUACGGCCUUCAACAAUGAGCAAAGCUCAUAUCGCAUAGUCAGCUAUAAAAGGCCCCGAUAAGACAAUGUAAAACAAUUCAAACG
Messenger RNA from Mytilus trossulus (common blue mussel), 7212 nucleotides. RefSeq lists its product as uncharacterized. Gene Ontology annotation, cellular component: ciliary inversin compartment. Bases 40 to 6054 code for a protein of 2004 amino acids. Gene Ontology annotation, biological process: protein localization to ciliary inversin compartment. The record is from RefSeq and is a predicted model, not a curated record. The transcript is spliced from 2 exons. Lineage: Eukaryota; Metazoa; Mollusca; Bivalvia; Mytilida; Mytilidae. Gene Ontology annotation, molecular function: protein binding.